CUAGGUCUUGACUCUGCUAACCGGGAUCCCCCUGUGGUUUCGAGCUUGGACCUCAGCAGCACGAGGAAAUGUAGCUCAGCGGCUUGUAACGGAAAGCGUAUGGACAGGUCCACGGUGCGGCAUUUAGGUGCUAAGAGAUGGCGGCGCGUGUGGGGCUCCUCUCUGCCUGAGCAUCGCGCCCUCCAGGCACUGGCAGAGCCGGUUCAGAUCCUGAGCUCGUCGCCCGAACAAGCCUUCUCUUCCAGCCCCUCCAGUCCAGCGGCUGGACUGCUCGUUUUCUCUUCAUGAUGGGUAUCGGUAAGAACACCACGUCCAAGUCCAUGGAGGCUGGAAGUUCCACUGAAGGCAAAUACGAAGAUGAAGCGAAGCACCCAGCUUUCUUUACUCUUCCGGUGGUGAUAAAUGGAGGCGCCACGUCCAGCGGUGAACAGGACAACGAAGACACGGAGCUCAUGGCAAUCUACACGACGGAAAACGGCAUCGCAGAAAAGAGCUCUCUCGCCGAAACCUUGGAUAGCACUGGCAGUCUAGACCCCCAGAGAUCGGACAUGAUUUAUACCAUAGAAGAUGUCCCCCCCUGGUACCUGUGCAUAUUUCUGGGGUUACAGCACUACCUGACGUGUUUCAGUGGCACCAUCGCCGUGCCCUUUCUGCUGGCCGACGCUAUGUGCGUGGGGUAUGACCAGUGGGCCACCAGCCAGCUCAUCGGGACCAUUUUCUUCUGCGUGGGAAUCACAACCUUGCUGCAGACAACGUUUGGAUGCAGGUUACCCCUGUUUCAGGCCAGUGCUUUUGCAUUUCUGGCCCCUGCUCGAGCCAUCCUGUCUUUAGAUAAAUGGAAAUGUAACACCACAGAUGUUUCAGUGUCCAAUGGAACCACAGAGCUGCUACACACAGAGCACAUCUGGUACCCCCGGAUACGCGAGAUCCAGGGCGCCAUCAUCAUGUCCUCCCUCAUAGAAGUGGUCAUCGGCCUCCUCGGCCUGCCGGGGGCUCUGCUGAAAUACAUCGGGCCCCUGACCAUUACGCCCACGGUGGCCCUCAUCGGGUUGUCCGGCUUCCAGGCGGCAGGAGAGAGAGCGGGGAAGCACUGGGGCAUCGCCAUGCUGACAAUUUUCCUAGUAUUAUUGUUUUCUCAGUAUGCCAGAAAUGUUAAAUUUCCUCUCCCAAUUUACAAAUCCAAGAAAGGAUGGACUGCAUACAAGUUACAGCUUUUCAAAAUGUUCCCUAUCAUCCUGGCCAUCCUUGUGUCCUGGCUGCUCUGCUUCAUCUUCACAGUGACCGACGUCUUCCCUCCCGACAGCACCAAGUACGGCUUCUACGCUCGGACGGACGCCAGGCAGGGUGUGCUUCUGGUAGCCCCGUGGUUUAAGGUCCCAUACCCGUUUCAGUGGGGGCUGCCCACCGUCUCUGCGGCCGGUGUCAUCGGCAUGCUCAGCGCAGUCGUCGCCAGCAUUAUUGAAUCCAUUGGGGACUAUUAUGCCUGUGCAAGGCUAUCCUGUGCCCCGCCGCCUCCCAUCCAUGCCAUAAACAGGGGGAUUUUCGUGGAAGGUCUCUCCUGUGUUCUUGAUGGCAUAUUUGGUACUGGGAAUGGCUCGACUUCAUCCAGUCCCAACAUUGGAGUUUUGGGAAUUACUAAGGUCGGCAGUCGCCGGGUGAUCCAGUACGGCGCAGCCCUGAUGCUGGCGCUGGGCAUGAUCGGCAAGUUCAGCGCCCUCUUUGCCUCCCUCCCGGAUCCGGUGCUUGGCGCCCUCUUCUGUACUCUCUUUGGAAUGAUCACAGCUGUUGGGCUCUCCAACCUACAGUUCAUCGACUUAAAUUCUUCCCGGAACCUCUUUGUACUUGGAUUUUCAAUCUUCUUUGGGCUUGUCCUUCCAAGUUACCUCAGACAGAACCCUCUCGUCACAGGGAUAACGGGAAUCGAUCAGGUGUUGAACGUUCUUCUCACAACUGCUAUGUUUGUAGGAGGCUGCGUGGCUUUCAUUUUGGAUAACACCAUCCCAGGUACUCCAGAGGAAAGAGGAAUCCGGAAAUGGAAGAAGGGUGUGGGCAAAGGGAGCAAGUCACUCGAUGGCAUGGAAUCCUACGAUUUGCCAUUUGGCAUGAACGUUAUAAAAAAAUAUAGAUGCUUUAGCUACUUACCCAUCAGCCCAACCUUUGCAGGCUACACAUGGAAAGGCCUCGGGAAGAGCGCCACCAGCCGGAGUUCAGACGAGGACUCACAGGCCACGGUAUAGCUGUAGGUCACCCUGUGGCCUGGCCGCAGUGAGGCAUGAAUCUGUAGUUCCUUGCUGAGUAACAAGCAGUAACAUAUAUGUUUGUAUAUCUGCAUUUACAUUCUGCACCCAGAGCUAAGACAAUUACAGAUAGCUUUUUUGUUGUGGGUGGUGAUCGUGUCUAAUAUCGUGUCUCACCUGUCUCUUUAUUUAAGCCCUACCCCUUGCCCUUGAGAGCAUCCGCUGAACUUGAAGUUCCUAACCUCCUGUGGGAGUGCGUGUUUGAAAUCCACAGCGGUUCCUUGGUUUUGGUCUCCUUCCACCACCCUGGGCUAGCUUUCCUACGAGCUGCCGCCGCGGUCCAGGGGCUUUCUGUCCUAGAAGCACCUGGACCUGCUUCUAUUUUAUUUGACCUCGGCCUGCAACCUGCAGAGAUCCCCUCUGGUCAAGGGGCACCAGUAUCCUCACACUGUCACAACUGACUGGUCAAAUGUGAUUCUGUGUUCCCUGAUGCUCCUGUGGGGGGAAGCUGUUGACCUGAUUGAAAACUAUGACAUGGUUACCCCAUGCCCACAUCUGUGCGUGGGUAAGGUCUAUAUAGGUAUUAUUAGAAUUGAAAUCUGUUUGGGGGAUUAAAGGGGAAGAGAAAGUACCUUGAAGUCAUAUCUGAUUCUCAACUGCUUUUUCUUGGUGCCACCCUGGCCCAGGGUGGGCCACCACAUUUCCUCCUGGCUUCUUUUUCACUCUGAGACACUCUGACAUUUAUCACUCCGGGCUGGUGCGAUGGGUAUAGAGUGCCACACAAGGGCACUAAGCAGAUGCUUAUGGGAGUCUUGACUCUGCUGCCAUGUGGAUGUCAGUUACUGUUGCGCGUGUCUAUAAAUUACAAGAUUUUAUUCCUAUUUAAUGUUAUUGACUAUAGCAGGUUUUUGAAAUCAGUGUUUUCCAUGUGACCCUCUUACCUUGCAUCCCUGUUACUUGUCCCCCACCCUCACCUCCCAUUAAGAAAGAACCAGCAUUUGUAAAGCUGUGGACACCAUCAGGGAAGCUUGUCGUCAUGGCUUUUGAAGGCCAGUAACCAUUAUUGUGGUUGUGUUUUGUAUUGCUUGCUACCAUGAAAGUGUAAAUACUGUAAUGCCUAAUCUAUUUAUCAAAACUGACUACUGGACCAGAGCCCAGAAACCAUGGGUUAAGUUAUAUGUGAAUUUGUUUUGUGCAGAAGGGAAGCUGGGGGCAGGUAAUCCACAGAGCCACCAUAUUGAAUGGUGGGCAUCCUGGUCAAUUCAUCACUGCAGUUCUGUUGCUAGUCUUUUCUGGCACUUAAGACUUAAGGAGACUGUGUGUGGGUUGGCAUGUUGUGUGUCCACUGGAUCUUGAUUUUGCAGAGGGGAAGAUUAGACCCCCUGGCCAAAUGCACCGUUCCCAUUUAAGUCAUUGCAGAAGGUGGUGAGAAAAGCAGUUGGCAGGGCCUCUUCUGUUGAGUUCUCAUUAAUGACACUAAAUCCUUUCUGAAAAAGUGACUUCUGUGGAAUUUGGUUUGAAAUUUGUCAGCCAAAGGAAAACCCUGAAACACCAAGUAGCGACCUCGCCACGUGAGGUGGUGCUUCCUAGGUGGUUCAUUGACCCGGCUGAGCCUUGGACGGCCGUGGGCGUUCCUGUCUCUGACAGCAGGGCAUGGUUCUCAGCAGCCUUGUGUCCACAGCGUGCGUUUCCCGCCCCCAUCGCCGGCUCCACUCCCCGGCGCUGGGAUGUCCAUGGCAGCGUUAGUGUUACUCCAGCCUCCCUGACGCCUGGGAAGUUUGGGGCUUCGAGGUGUAUCCUGGCAAGAACAGUUCAGGCCACUGCAUUGUUUUGCCAAGAUCUGGUUGCAGAUUAAGUAAAAAAAAAAAAAAAA
Molecule: messenger RNA, 4110 nt
Organism: Ailuropoda melanoleuca (giant panda)
Lineage: Eukaryota; Metazoa; Chordata; Mammalia; Carnivora; Ursidae
Gene: SLC23A2
Product: solute carrier family 23 member 2
Exons: 16
Coding region: 285-2237 (650 amino acids)
Biological process (GO): transmembrane transport
Cellular component (GO): membrane
Molecular function (GO): transmembrane transporter activity
Source: RefSeq, a predicted model, not a curated record